Molecule: messenger RNA, 768 nt
Organism: Aspergillus saccharolyticus JOP 1030-1
Lineage: Eukaryota; Fungi; Ascomycota; Eurotiomycetes; Eurotiales; Aspergillaceae
Exons: 3
Coding region: 1-768 (255 amino acids)
Source: RefSeq, a predicted model, not a curated record
AUGGCAGCAGGCGUAUGGAAACGACUGCCCUACUUGGGUCGGCUGUCGCUGCUGGGCGUGCUCCUCUGUCCCGGCUUCAACAUCGCCAUCCUAGUGACGUCCAACGGGGCUGAACAGUCCUGGUAUGCGCAGCCGUCAGUGCUGCUGGCCGUGUCCGCAGUCAAUUGCUUGCAGGAGACGCUUGACUGGGACUUUGGCAGCGCCCACCAGACCAAAGACAGGCAGCUGACGAACAACGCCUCGACCAAAGAAAUCGUAAAGAUGGAGGACGUGGAGCGCACCAUGUUCCAAACCAUCUGCAUGAGGCGGAUGAUAGAGAGUGCAGCGCUAGGGGAGGUAGUAUUGACCUCAUCACCAUCUGUAUCACUACUCUACACCAAGACUCAAAGCUACGAGCUGAGAUGUGAUCAGAGGAGGUUAUAUCACCUCAGAUUCUUCCGCUCUGCCCUUAUCUCAAUUCAAUUCGUAGUCACCAUGCUGGGUAUAGGAACCAUCAUGGCAGGCCUGACAGGCGCCCUCAGUUUCAACCUGCUGAGUCGACGCGCAGAACCCUCCGCGUUAAAUUCAACUACCCUCCCUCUCCAAGUCGACGCCCACCACCACUUCGUUCCGGACUUCUUCCGCAAAGCGUCCGCAAAGCCUACCUCUCCCUCACCUCCCCAGGCCAUCUUCACGCGCUACGGGCAGGAUAAUCACUACCUAGGCCACCCCGCUUUUCGGGAAUUCUGGAUUUCCCGUUCGAGACGACGCGGACGGCUGUGGAUAUGA